AUGACAAAGUGUCAGCUGAGCCCUGGAAGGCAACUCAUUGUGAUAGGCAUCAUGGAUUUUCCUUUUGAAUAUGUGGAACGAAUUUGUGAUUAUCCUAGUUUUGACCAUCAUCAAGUGUCGAAACAAGUUCAAGACAAGAGUGUCGAUCCUAAAUCUAGAGAAUACGUUAUCUCAGAAGAAGAAGAAUUGAGUGGAGAAGCAGCUCGAGCUGAUGUUGUUGACGAGAAAGAAAAGGCAUUGAUUGAAGAGAUCAGAAGAUUAGAAUCCAAACGAAAACCUCUAAAGGUUCCUGUCUCUUCGGGUUGCUCUUCUUCUGAUUCUGAAAAUUGGGAUUCUGUUGGAGAUACUUCUGAUACAGAUGUAAUUGAUGGGAUAUUUCCAAACGAUGAUAUGAGAAUGAAAAAGUUCAAAAUCAUGCGCACUUGUUGUUGUACGGAUUCAGAACGCAACUCCAAUACAGACCAGACAAUCUCGACGUCUUCUUCCUCUACUUCGACGUCUUCUGAAGAUGACGUUCAAGUUACUGAAGAACAAACGACGUCAAUUGUGAAGGAUAAAUAUGUGUCUUCUGAUGAGACAACGUCUUCUUCAGAUGAUGAAAUGGAUAUUGAUGAUGAAAUUGAAUACUGGGAAGAUGUAUUGCAAAAAAUGGAGAAAGCAGAAGAUAGAAGAGGGGCUAAAAUACCCGAUGAUGAUUCUGAAGAAGAUUCUGAUGAUGACCUGGAUAGCAUGUUUGACGACACAAAAUCGCAAACAAAAACCAGCACCAAUUCCUGCGAGGCUACUGCUAUGGAGCCAACAUCUGUUCAACCAUCAACACCUUUAUCAUCAGAUUCCUCUACGACUUCAGCAUCUUCAGAAAUAAUCUUAACUGAUUCUCUGAUCAUUUCUUCCUCUGAUCCUGAUAUGGAUGUCAAUGAGAAUGACUUGGAAAAAUUCAACUGGCAAUCAGACGAUUUGUAUGAAUCAUCCGAUACGGAUUCUGAAAUUGAAAGAGGUUUGGAUCAAUUGGAUCAAGCUAUGCUUGCUGUUGAAUCCACAUUCUCAAAUGCAGCUGUCCUUGGUGAGAAUACUCAGUUCAUGAAUGAAAAGCUUCUACACUUCCAAGUCACCUUGCCAGAAAUAUUGGAAACCAAGAAAAGAUACGAAAUGAUGGAAGAACAAGGACAAAAAGCAAUCACAGAUAUAUCAAAACAACUUUGGCUGGUUCAACAACUUGGUUCUGGAUGCAUGCAUUCGGCAAAAUUAGUGAAUAGAAAGAAUCCGGAACAUUUACAGUUGCAGAAAAAUUUAGAUAAGGAAAGAAGACUUCUUUAUGAGUUGGCUCCAGAACUUUCAAAGCCUUCCCAUAUUGCAAGACUAGUGGAUGCAGGAUUUGAUAGUGACUUCAAAUAUUUGAUUUAUGAAGAUUUGGGAAUGGAUUUAUUGACUCUUUGUGAGGAAUUUGGACCAGAAUUGAACUCUGCUACCGUAUUUCUAAUCACACAUUUUUCCUUCAAUGCAAUUAAGGAACUUCAUUCUUUUGAUGUGAUUCAAUGUGAUAUCCGUCCAUCUUCCUUCAGUGUUCUCCAGCAUCCUUUCAAUGUUAAAAUUACCGAUUACUCGAGAUGUAUCAAGAAAAAACCUCCAAUGAAAACACCUGAUGACGUCAAACCAGAUUCAUUCACUCCAAGAGUUUUCCACAGAAAAGACGCGGAAUUCGAUCAGUUUGUUGAUUUCGAAGCAUGGAUUUAUACGAUGGUUUACUUAUUCACUUCAACUCGUCUUCCGUGGUUCCAAGAUCCCGAAAAUAUGUUGGAAAUGAAAGAACAUUUAUUCAAUGAUCCAAGUGAUUUUGUCUAUGAUGGAUGUUCUGAAGCUGUUCCCAUGGCUGCUACUCUCAUUGCUAAUAACAAAAUGUCAUAUGAGACAUUCUUGGAAAACAUGAACCUGUUUUUCUCUGUAGACGUAAUGCAGUACCCGGAUAAAUGCCAACCAAGACUUUGGAGUUUGAAAGAAUUGGAGGGAAUAAAAAAGAAUGGAAAUUUGGAAUCUGACGAAGAGAAUGAAAUUGAGCUGAUUGAAAGUCAUUGGAAUCCUGCGGAUGAAUCAGUUUCAGAAGAAGAUUCAGAUGCGGAUGAAAAAUCGAAGAAUGGAAAAGAAGAGACGGCGAAAAGAUCAAAGAUGGAGAAGAAAAAGACAUCACUGAAGGAAGAUAAAACUCAACAAAUGUCAAUGACAAUGUCUGAAGUUUCGAACACUGAGCAAUGGUCAGAAGCAAGUUCUACAAAUGAGAAGAGAAGCAAGCCGGAAAAGAAAAAUAGUGGACCUCAAAAGAGAUCUCCACCGAAAAGAGGAGUCGCUGGUCAAUGGAUGAUGAUGGAGCCAACUUCUACCGAGCAGAUGUCCAUGCCUUCGAACAUGCCAAGAUGCAAGAUUCAGAACUCCGAUGAGCCAAUUUCAAAACCGGAAAAAAAGAAAAAGAAAGAAAACGCUAAAACCCCUCCACCUGUCGCUGUAAAUAUAAAGGAGAAAAAACGGCCACUUGUUACUCGAGAGUUUUUGUAUGAAAUGCAAAAAGAUAUCAAUGAAACUGAUUUUUCAAUUUCAUCUGAAUCAUCUGCCACUUCAUUUUCCUCUUGGACGUCUUCAUCUUGGACUUCUGAUGACGAUGGUGAUGUGAAAAAGGUCUACAAAUGGAGCCAGAAAUCAGAUGGACAGUCGGAUGUUGAUUUCUUUGAAGAUUUGAAUUCAGAAGAGGUGGAAACCCAUAACAAAUAUGAAGAUCUACGUGCACUAUGCUACAAAGAAAGAAUUUAUGAGAAGAAUAACUCGGACAUCGAACCGCUUUCUGAUAUUGAUAGCGAUGAAAAAGAAGCGCUCGUCAACGAAAUAGAAAAACAAAUUGAUCCUAAAAAACGGGAGGAAGCUCAGUUGAAGGAGAAAACUCAAGAUGAACCGGUUUCCGGAAAAUCUCCGAACUGA
Messenger RNA from Caenorhabditis briggsae, 2964 nucleotides. The record is from RefSeq and is a predicted model, not a curated record. Gene Ontology annotation, cellular component: nucleus; cytoplasm. Gene Ontology annotation, molecular function: protein serine/threonine kinase activity; ATP binding. The coding region runs from base 1 to 2964 and encodes 987 amino acids. Lineage: Eukaryota; Metazoa; Nematoda; Chromadorea; Rhabditida; Rhabditidae. Gene Ontology annotation, biological process: endocytosis; signal transduction; peptidyl-serine phosphorylation. The transcript has 11 exons.